GCGUCUUAUUUACCAUUGAAAUAGUUAGCUUGAGGACUUGAGCACUAUUAUGGCUGUGAGUAUCAAAAGCAUAGCUACUAUAGUGGCGGCACUUGGUGUCAAAGCCUUUGUAUUUGGAAUUCUGGCUGAAAUAAAAAAGCCCGCUUCUGGAGAGGCUAGCAUGUCACAUGGAGUUGUUACCUGCAAAUAUCCAUCAGACCCAGCAGUCUUUUUUGGCUUCUUAUCGACCGCAGCACUCAUUGCUUGCACGUUAGUUGGGAUCUGUUCUAUAUUUUAUCCUUACAAGGGCAAAUCUGUUCCUUACAAGGGUUUGUUUCACAGCACUCGCAUGGUUGUGUUCUUCCAAAUUGCCCUGUCGGUGUCCAUGUUGGCUGGAGGGAUGCUGCUGUGGGCAACAACCACUGAGCUCAUUCACUUGACAAAAAAUGUGCACCGUCAUAACGUGGACAGUACUAAUUGUCCCACAGCCAAGACUGGUCUCUUUGGCGGUGCUGCCUUCUUGGCUUUAGAUGCUUCCCUCUUCUGGCUGGUUUGCCUAAUGCUCACAAGCAACGCUAGAGAGGACUACUUUGAUGAAGCAGGAGAGGAACAGAAAGGUGAAUAUGGUCAAGUUCUAAUUACAGACUAUGAGACCACAGGAGGAGGCAAAGCUUGAAAUAUCAAGCGGACACGGUGAGAGGAUCAAACAUUAUUGAAGAAAAAUAAGAAAUAUUUUCCUGCUGAAUGUUAUUUACAAUAUGAACAUGAAAGACUUUGGUGUGGAUGUGUUCUUUUCUCUCUGUUCAUUCCUGUUGUUAUUUUCUCUGUUCAAUUGAUAUGCUCAUUAUAAUAUAGCAACCAAGCAAGCAUCA
Molecule: messenger RNA, 851 nt
Organism: Populus nigra (black poplar)
Lineage: Eukaryota; Viridiplantae; Streptophyta; Magnoliopsida; Malpighiales; Salicaceae
Exons: 3
Coding region: 50-655 (201 amino acids)
Source: RefSeq, a predicted model, not a curated record